AUGCCGAGCUAUGUAAAAUUUCUCAAGGAUAUACUUGCUAACAAAAGAAAGAUUGGGGAGAAUGAAACAAUUGCGUUAACAUAUGAAUGUAGUGCACUGUUUCAAAACAAUAUUCCCACAAAAAUGAAGUACCCUAGGAGUUUUACAUUGCUCUGCUUAAUAGAAGGGAAGAAGGUCGGGAACGCGCUGUGCGAUUUAGGGGCGAGCAUAAAUCUGAUGCCCUUAUCGAUCUUUAAAAAGUUGGAUAUUGGCAACGCAAGACCAACCACGAUCACACUACAGUUGGCCAAUAGAUCGAUAACGCAUCCUGAUGGCAAGAUAGAGGAUGUACUCGUGCAAGUGGACAAGUUCAUCUUCCCGGCAAACAUUAUCAUAUUGGAUUACAAAGCUGACAGAGAAGUACCUAUCAUCUUAGGUCGCCCAUUUCUCGCAACAGGGCGAGCGCUGAUCGAUGUGCAAAAAGGAGAACUCACCAUCAGAGUUGACGAUCAGGAAGUGAAGUUCAACGUUUUCAAUGCGUUGAAGUACCCAAGUGAUAUGGAGAGUUGCCAAUAUAUUGAGGAAUUACAGGAAGAACCGUGGCACGAACCCCUGGAAGAAAUGGAGGAAGAAGAAUUUGGAAUCAGCGCAAUUUGGGAGUAG
Messenger RNA from Benincasa hispida (wax gourd), 642 nucleotides. The record is from RefSeq and is a predicted model, not a curated record. Lineage: Eukaryota; Viridiplantae; Streptophyta; Magnoliopsida; Cucurbitales; Cucurbitaceae.